Molecule: messenger RNA, 7917 nt
Organism: Pezoporus occidentalis (night parrot)
Lineage: Eukaryota; Metazoa; Chordata; Aves; Psittaciformes; Psittacidae
Gene: FBXL18
Product: F-box and leucine rich repeat protein 18
Exons: 5
Coding region: 164-2299 (711 amino acids)
Biological process (GO): SCF-dependent proteasomal ubiquitin-dependent protein catabolic process
Cellular component (GO): SCF ubiquitin ligase complex
Molecular function (GO): protein binding
Source: RefSeq, a predicted model, not a curated record
CGCGGGGCAGGCGCGCCCCGGAUGCCGGGUCAUGGCAGCGCCGGAAGAGCCGUGAGGCGGCCGGGCCGGCGGGGAGCCAGGCCGGGACGCGGCCGCUUUGAGCGGUGCCGGGGGCAGGCAGGGGCAGAGGCAGCGGCAGCGGCGGGACCGUGCGGCCGCCGCCAUGUUCCGCUCCGAAGAGGAGAUUGCAAGUGGGGAGAGCGAGGAGGAGAGUAACGGUGUCAACCUGAUGGAGUUCUCGGAUGAGAUCCUUUUGCACAUCCUCAGCUACGUCCCUUGCACUGACCUUGUCCUGAACGUCAGGAGAACCUGCAGGAAACUUGCAACGCUUUGCCUUGACAAGAGCCUAACCCAUACGGUUUUACUUCAGAAGGACUAUAAGGUAAACAAAGACAAAGUGAAGCAACUGAUGAGGGAUAUCGGAAAGGAGAUUUACCAGCUGAACAUGGCUGGGUGCUAUUGGCUGCCAAGCUCCACUAUUGAUCACGUAACGCGAUGCAAGAACCUGGUGAAACUGAACUUGUCUGGGUGCCACAUCACCUCCCUCCGCCUCUCCAAGAUGCUCUCCACGCUCCAGCACCUGCACUCCCUGGCCAUAGACGUCAACCCGGGUUUCGACGCCAGCCAGCUAAGCAGUGAGUGUAAGGCCACCCUGAGCCGUGUCUCGGAACUGAAGCAAACCCUUUACACGCCGUCGUACGGUGUCGUCCCGUGCUGCACCAGCCUGGAGAAACUGCUGCUUUACUUUGAGAUCCUGGAUCGCUCACGGGAAGGCUUUAUGCUCUCUGGCCAGCUAAUGGUAGGUGAGAGCAAUGUGCCCCAUUACCAGAACCUGCGGGUCUUCUAUGCCAGGCUGGCUCCUGGCUACGUUAACCAGGAGGUGGUGAGGCUGUACUUGGCGGUGCUGAGUGAUCGGACACCUGAGAACCUUCACGCCUUCCUGAUUUCUGCUCCCGGUAGCUUUGCAGAGACGGGAGCCACUAAAAACCUCCUGGACUCUAUGGCUCGAAAUGUGCGUCUGGAUGCUUUACAAUUGCCCAAAGCCUGGAUUAAUGGCUCUGGGCUCCUGCAACACUUGAAGUUCAACAACCCUUUCUACUUCAGCUUUAGCAGAUGCACCUUAUCUGGUGGCCACCUCAUCCAGAGAGUUAUUAAUGGUGGGAAGGAUCUUAAAAGCUUGACCAGUUUGAAUCUCAGUGGCUGCGUUCACUGUCUGGCUCCAGAGUCCUUGUUCCGAAAAGCAGAAGAUGACAUUGACAGUAGCAUUCUGGAAAGCCUGGUGGUGUCUUGCUGCAACCUGAGACACCUCAACCUGUCAGCAGCUCACCAUCACAGCUCAGAAAGCAUAGGCAAUCACUUGUGCCAGCUUCUGUCCAGGCUAAAGCACCUGCUGUCAUUAGCACUGCCGGUUUGCUCCAUCACAGAUGUUGCUGCAAAUGUGGAAAAGCCUCCCACAGUGUCUAAUUUGGUGCCCCAAACGUUUGGAAGGAAAGUUCGGAUUGGGAUACAGACAUACCCGAGGAACUUAGCGGACCAGGCAAGUCAGAAGAUUGAGUCCUCCGUAUUCUGGGCUCUGAUGGGAAGCCUCCGGUAUUUGGAAACCUUGGAAAUCAUUGGGUCCAGUUUUUCCUCUGCCAUGCCUCGCAAUGAGCCGGCAAUUAGGAACUCCUUGCCUCCUUGUGUCCGGGCACAAAGUGUCGGGGAUUCAGAGGUGGCUGCCAUUAGCCAGUUGACUUACUUGCAGAGCCUCACCUUAGCACAACUGCCAAAUAUCCUCACUGGCUCUGGGCUUAUUCACAUUGGAUUGCAGUGCCAGCAUUUGCGGACUCUUUCCUUGGCCAACUUGGGCAUGAUGGGCAAAGUGGUCUAUAUGUCUGCUCUCAUGGACAUGCUGAAACACUGCAAGUGUUUGAGAGAUCUCAGGCUGGAACAGCCUUACUUCUGUGCGGGUGCCCAGUUCUUCCAGGCACUGAGUCACUGCUCCUCUCUCCAGCGGCUUUGCAUCGUCUCCCGGAGUGGGACUCUGCAGUCUGACGCAGUGAUGUCAUUCAUGGCCAACUGCCUCGAGGUCAUCAUGUGCCACAUGUUUAUGGGAGAAUCUCUUACCGUUUGCAGAAGUCUCCAGCAAUCUCUUGUCCGGAGUUUCCAGGCGGAUCGCCCUGCAUUAAACGUCGUCAUUUUCCCUCUGCUUCAUGAGGACUUGACAGAGGUCAUCAGAGAUGUCCCCAUGCGGCACUUGGAUGAAAUUACCUUGUUUAAAAGCAGAGUGGCCGAGGAACCUCCCAACUUGUGGUGGUGACUCUCACAGCAUGGCAAGGACAGUCAGCGUGCACACGGUGAAAUCGCUCCUUGUUGGCCUCGAUUGCCCAUCCUUCAGCUCCCGGCCACCUCCCUGGAUGCUGUACAAUCACUUGAAAUAGGUGCAAUUGCAAACUGAAAUAAAAGAAGCCGGUCCUUUGCAGUGGGGAAACCAUCUAUUGGAUAUUGCUUGCAUCUGCAAAUCCCGUCUCCGAGGCUCCUGGAAUCUGAUGAGUAUUUCCUUGCGGUUAAUAGGAAUUGUUUUGUUAUUUUAUUGAAGUUAAAGGUAAGAGAAACUGACUUAAUGAUGCUCUUUCUGUGUCGCCUGGUGUAUUUCCUAAAGGGCCCCUGUGUACUUCAGCAGUGUGCUGUGUGGUGUUGGUGGAAAUCAUUCUUGCUUCAGUCUGUUUUUGGCCAAGUAGAAAGCCCAAGCCAGCUAAAAGGCACAAACCCGUGUUGCUCAGUUGAAGUGCAUCACAUCUUUUCUAUGUUCCAAGUACACAUUUGUGGUCACACACAUGCAAUCACAGCAAUUGAAAGGGGUUUAUUUCUGAUUGAGAAGUGCCACAAGGACUCUCUUUUUAUUUUGAAUAGCAAAUUAAAGGUCAUUAGUGCCUCGACCGUGGUGUGUUCUUGCUGAUGCUGUUUCCAUCCAUCUGGUGGAAGCAGAUCUCAGCUCUUUUGGAAAUCCAUGUCCUAGGGGUAGAUGGUGCCUACAGUAAGUUGAGGCUUGGAUGUGAUUUUAAACGCGGUCUGUCUUGCAGUGUAGAUGGGAAUGUAGUGUUUCAGCCCUCUCCUUAGAUCCCAUGCCUUGAGCUCAUGCUAAUUUUAGAGACGUUAGGAAGUGUUUUCACAGUGUGAUUUCAGUCAGCUUCUCUGCUCCACAGAACUUCCUCAGGCACCAGUAGUGGUCUGGAUCACUUUCAUAUUGCCUUAUUUACUGAGCACUUUUGAAAGCAUCAGACAGCUGUACCAAAAGCCAAGUUAGGAAUUCCUGGAGCUACGUUUCUGGGUGGCACUCGGAUUUCCCUUCUGCUGGAGUAUUUUAUGGUAGCGCACUGGGUCUGUCUUCUGCAAAACGGCUACAGCAGCUUCUCCACCUAAACAUCCCCUAAUGUGCUGAGUGAGCGCUGCUUUUCUAGGGAAGCCCAGAUGCAUCAUCCAAAGGUGAUGGUCCCCAUCUCCUUGUUGGCAUUUUCUACACAAGAUGCCAUCUCCCAAUCCAUGUUCUUCCAUCAGCGGUUCCUAAGAAGCCUGAUCUGUUGGGAUUGAUACGAGAGCAAAAUGCCCCUCGCAGCUUUGGAGGACUUUCUCUCCUUGCUUUCCCAUCACUCAGGUGUGAACCCGCCUGGUGAUGUCUUGGGGGUGUAAAUCCUGAGCCAGGCUGCAGUAACCCUUGUGCUUGGCUAGGUUAGGCUGUUCACCAGCAGGUUAAUGUUAGUUAGCCUUCUACUAGCACAAAGUCUGCGGUGCUAAAACUAACCCCUGCAUGUGGCUGCUCUCUGCGCUGAGCUUCUCUCCCUUCCCCACUCAGGGCAGGGAGCCACAGCGGUGUCUGGUUUGCAGCAGGUAGCGAGGUGGUGAAGCUGGCUCGUGCUCCUGGGAAUGGCUGCAGCCCCGCAAGCGUUUGAGACUCUGCCUCGGGUUAGGCACUGUGCUGGUGAGUGCAAGGAGCUGGUGCCCUGCUCUUGGCAUCCUGCCACUGUUUUCUCUCCCAACGAGGUCGUUCUUUCUACCUCUUGUCAUAUUACUUGCCUCUUUGAAUCCCUCUCUCCCUCUCCAACUGCUUUUGUCUCUCCUUCUCCCUCUCUUCAGCAACUCAGAUGUGCUUUCCGGCAGGAACACGAGCCACUGCUCUGUCCAGUUCAGUCCACUUCAGCUCUGCCUGCCUUCUGUUUCUUUCCUAGAAUAAAUAGUGAGGGAUAGGCAGUGAGUGUUUGCAAAGCUGCUUUCUCCUUGUUGGGAACAUUAGCAGAGCUGCUUUCCUCUCCUUGUGCCUCUAGCCUUGGGGCAGAGUAGUGGGAAGGCUGAGGGUAUGGAGCUCUGAUGCUUAAUGGGACCUGUUUUGAGGAAUCUCAAGGUCUGGUACAUGCUACAGGAGCCAUUCCCACCCUCAGCAGGGAUUUCCCAUCCACAUACUGUGGCAUCGGCAAGAGUUUGGCAGAACCAGGGGCUUGCCUGUUCCUAUCCCAUUGGGAAACCUGGGCUGGGGGACAGUGGAAUGCAGAAAACACGUGCUGCUCCAUGCUGGUGUUAACCCUUUGGUCUUGGGGGUUGGAGCAACCUGAUGAAACAAGCUCUGUCUUUUGCUUGGCAAAGCGAUACCCAUCUGCCUCGCGUCUUGCAAUCAGGCAUGUUUUAUAACCCCAUUAUUCUAUUGCCUGGAGUAGGAUGCUUAGACAUCUGUAUUCAUACAAGCGGGUCAGAAGUCCCCAUGCAAAUGCUACCGGUUAUAAUCAGGGCUGGGAAAGGUCACCCCCAGGUAACAAAGACAGCACCACAAAUAAUGCUAAAGAGCUAAAAACUCCUUCCAGCCCCGACUCCCCAGUUCCGGGCCAGUGCUCGAUACCUCUCCUGCAAAUCCUCUUCUGGUGAGUGAGGAUUUCCGCUGCUUCUGCACUCGAGGCAGGAUUCACCAGAUGUUAAUAAUGUGCUUAUUUUCUCUAAGUGCUAUUUUGGCAUCGGUGUUAAUUACAAUUUAUAUUCUGCAACAUUUACACUGGGAAAAGAACCCACCCUAAUAGUCCCCAAUUGGCAGAGCCGGGCUAUUAAACAUCACACCAUAUGUUCUGAGCAGAGCAAUAUAUGGGACUCGGAGCCCACUCGGCGCUGAGGCUCCGGUGUGCAGCAUUAGAGGAGGAGAGGAGAGCAGAGAGAUGGGUGGUUUGUUCCUAGCUCUUAGUAAUAUCAAAUUCCCCCUCCUUUCCUCUGGUCUCUGUCCCCAUCUCUUUAGAAAUCUCCCUCCCUGCUAUCUGUAGGCAUCUAAUGAGGUGACCUCUGAGCCUGCUGAUGCCACUGUCCAUACUCUAAAAUAGAUGAAUUCAAUUACAAAAGGUGCCCUUCUCCCAGGGAGCGCCUCUGCAGGAUUCCCACUCCCUGCCGGCCUGUUCCUCGCUGUGCUCCGAAAUCAGUCCUCUGAUCUCUGGGGAAUGCAGAAGAAAUCUUUGCUUUGCCCACAAGCGAGGUGCCCACACUUGGUUGGGAGGGGGAGAUUCUGGGUCAAGUGCCGUUAGUGUGGAAAAUCACUUCUUGUUUGCUGCUCUGCUUAAAUCCAAAGUCUUCUUCAGCCAAGUGGCAUUUGGUUCCUGCCGGAUGGGAGGAGCCAGACCUGAAGAGUGGCGGUGGGUUUGGUGUGGGGAGUUUGGUGGGGCUGAGGUGUCGGUGUGUUCCUUAGGUCUGUAGGUUAAAGGAUUGCUCCUCACUGUUCUCCAGAGCUGAUUUCAUGGAUCCUUUAAGGAAUGGCAGCGUACCCACUGCUCAGUUUGGAACAGGGCUGUGUGGCAAUGGCCUCUCCCCUCAGGAGAGCUUGGACUGCAGUCAAGGAGGUGGCUGGGCAGGCAGAGGAGAGAUGGGAGUGAAGGAGACAGGGCAGAACGGUGUCAUGGACCUCAAGCUGGAAGCCAGACACCCACCGUGAGACCUGGGCCUCGGUGUCCCCUCUUGCAGGGCUGGGGCUGCUGAUGCAGGCUGGUGGGUGGCAGAGCAGUGACCCUGCUCUCCUCAAUCCGCAUGACUACCUCCUUCCUCCUCUGCCCAGGCCUGCUCCCAGGGGAACAGAGCAGGGUCUGUCGCUUCCUCUUGCUGAUGUUCAGAGGCAUGACAAGUCCUGGGACGAUGUACAGGAAUGGGACUGUGCGUUGUGAGGUGCUGGGUGCUGUAUUUCAGCAUCCCUUUUUCAGGAUGGGGUAUUCCCUGUGGCCACAGGAAGGUGGGGCUUUUCCUUUUGGGAAUUAACCAGUGCAGCAGGGUUGUUUUGUGUGCUUGAAGGAGGUGCAGUCCCCCUUGGCUGAUCCCAGCAGAGCGUCCAGACAAAGGUACAGGAGCCUGGAGCAGGGAGCCACGUCGGGUACUGCGGAGGCACAUCUUCAUUGCGGCUCUCCUGCCUCUCUGAUCAGAUGCGCAGGCAGCCGGGGUACUCCAGCAGGAGAAUCAUUUCCAUAGAAACCAAUUGGGAUGUUGUACAGGGAAUAAUGAUUAAUAGUGAAGGGAUGUUGCCUCAGGCCCUUCUCAUUUUUUAGGGGGCAGCGAGGGGCAAACUGGAGCACAGGUUGUGGGGGGACAGGCAGGCUCAGAAACUAAUGGAAACCAUCUCUUCCAUUAAUUUCCAGGGCAGCAUCCCCUCUUUUCCUCCCCACCACUGCUUCCCAAUUUUCAAAAUGGCUAACCUGGUUAGAAAUAAUGGUAAGAAUAAAACAGGAUGGAUGGGGGCUGCCUACUAACAUUGUUGCUGUUAGCAGCAGGAUUUCAGCCAUAAAACAUGAAGCAGGGGAGGCAUUGACCUUUCCGCUGGUUGAAAUGAAUGGAGACAUCAAUAUGUAUUGUUUUGUGGCAUUGACCUCUGACGCUCUCCUUUCGCCCUCCCCUUUCUCUUGGUUCUUUCAUUCCCCCCCCCCCCCCAACACUGGAGGAAAGGGGUCGGUUUGUGCCAUCUAUUGAUCCCUAUGUGACUUGGUGAUAGGGAAAUAAUUAGAAUCUUAAAGAUCUCUGCUGCAUGGGUUGGUGUGAGACACGCAGGCACACGCUAAGCCCCCUCUUCCUCUUCCCCCCCCCAUCCUCACAGGGAUCCAAAGCCCUGAGAUCUGAAGGGAGGCAGAUCAAUACAGGUUUAAUCAUGAUGGGGGGGGUUAUUUCAGUGUUUUACAUGGGAAAGUGUAACGUUUUAUGUUAAUGUUCUCAGAGCCUGGCUGCCUGGUGCCUUGGUUUAUUUAUUCUUUCAAGUAGCCCCCUUCUUUUGUGCGCUUCAUCUUAGGUACAGAGAGUGGGGAAUCAGGCAUUGCUAAUUAGCUGUAUGACAAUUAAGUAAUGUAGCACAAAACCAUUAGGACACUGCAUUUGGUUUUGAAGUUGGCCCUUUGAAGUAGAAGCUGCAACUCCCUGCCCAAGGCUGCUGGGGAAAAUGGGCUUCUAUCAUCAGAAAACUUUGUUUGAACAGAAGAUGUCAGUGUAAGAGUCCCUGUUCCUGUCGUCUUUCCCUAUAAGCAGCGGGUGGGAAUUGUUUCUCGUUGGAAAAACUCCUGGCGUUGAUGGAAAAGGGGGAAGGCAGGAAGGCAUCCAAUGGGCAGUCGGUCUCCAAACACCCUCGGUUCUGGUGGAGGUGGUACCAAAACUGCUCGUUGAAAGGGAACAGUGCUGCUUGGGGAGAGGAGAGCCAGCUCGCAGCCAGCGCCCUGGACAUGGCAAAGGGAGAUGCCCACCAAAAGUGGGUUCUCCGAUGGCUCAGGUGCCAUUGGCACAGCCUGGUCACGAGUACCUUCAGGCUCCUCCAUCCGUGCCCUCGUUUGACACUUGGUUUUCGCAUCUGGCCCUUAGUUCUAGUCGUGAGUCGAAUACUGAAUGUGCAACUUUCAUGUACGCUGGUGGCAUGUGAAACUUCAAAUAAAGAGUGAAACCGAGCUGGAA